UAUAUUAAUUUUUGUGCCCAAUAUUCGCUUUUUAGCGAUGGCGUUGAGUAGUUACAUCGAACAAAAGCAAUAAACCGUGUAUGAAGUUAUGCAUUGAAUGUAACUUUGGCUAAAAUGUAUGUUAUUUGAGAGACAAUGAGCGAUAGUGCCGCCGAAUGCUCUGAAACAUUAGAUCCUCGAGUACAGAUUGAGUUGGAGAGGCUUAACACAGCAACAGAUGAAAUAAACAGACUUGAAGUUGAGUUAGAUGAGGCACGUCUUGCCUUCCGUCGACUGCUCGCAGAAGGCCACUUGAGAAUACAGCAGCUAACUAAGAAACUUGGCACAAGUGUUCAUAAAGCACGGCCUUAUUAUGAAGCUAGGUUUAGAGCUAAUAUUACCUCGCAGGAGCUGCAAACAGCCAAUCUCGCAUAUGACAAGGCAAACAGUGCCCAUGCAGCUGCUCGUGAAAUGGUCUACUUGGCAGAACAGGGCUUGGCAAGACUCGCAGAGGGUUCAGGUGGCCUCACACUUGAUCCCGCCUGGCAGGAGAUGCUCAAUCAUGCAACCCAUCGUGUUAACCAGGCCGAGUCAGACCGUGCGUGUGCCACGGUGACGCAGCGGUCUAAAGCCGCGACACACAGGGCGGCAGCUACGCUAGUGCAGCAGCUGCAGAAUGGCUUAAAACGACACAUAGCCAAGUCAAGACCCUAUUUUGAGGAGAAGGCCCGCAUAAAUGCCGCACUGGAGGCUCAGAAGGCAAGGAUCCAGGCUUUAGAGGAGCAAGUCGCUGAAGCUAAGCAGAAGUAUUCGACAGCUCUCAGGAACUUGGAGAGGAUAUCUGAUGAAAUACAUCGACAUAGAUCUAGAAGACAGUCUACCAAGAAUGACAUAGACCGUUCAACAAUAACGGACACAGCGAGCGAGUCGAACGCGAGCGAGACGCUGGAGGAGCUGUGCGCGCACAAUAACGAUGAAAACGUGCGCGAGUGGCUGCGCAGAGCGGACCGCAGCGACCCCGACACCUGGACCGAGAUCGACCUUGACUACUCCAGCCCCGAGGAGAUAAGUUUCGAAAAAUGUUCGCUACGUCCGCGGUCGUCCCCGGACAAGUCUCCCCCCAGCCCCCCCUCGUGCCGCGCGUCGGCCGCCUCCCCGCGCCGCAUCAUCCAGCGCGCGCGGGACGCGCGGGACGCGCGGGACGCCGCCCUGCGCGCGCACCUGCAGCACGGGCGCCGGCCCAGCCUCGACGCGCUGCUGCACGACACCGGCGAGAAGGUCAAGGAAAUGUUCCAGGGGCUGUCGCUGUUCGGCGAGCGGCGCGGCUCGGGCUCGGCGCCGCGCAGCCCGCGCGCGCGCCGCUCGCCCGCGCCCGACGCCGCGUCGUCCGCCUCCGACGAGCGCUACUCCGACACCGACAGCCUGCCCAGCGUGGAGAUGCUGACGGACGAUCAGAUAGCGUCGCUGAUGCUGGACGCGCAGCUGGAGGCGGUCUGCGAGCGGCUGGCCGGCGUGUCGCGCUCGCCGCACUCGCCCGAGGCGCGGUUUUGAACCUUCCCGCUCUACAAUAAGAUAACAAAUACUUGAAUAAGAAAUUGUAUUGUUGCGGUAGCGGUGAGGGGUUGAAUAACCCAAGAUGAUGAUGAGUUUCGAAGGUGUCGAAAACAAAAGAUGCAGUAGGUUCUCAAUUCGAAUUGCAUGUAAUGUCUUAAGUGAAUGUACUGGCAUCGAGGAGAAGGGGUACGGGUACAAUAUUUAAAUUUAACCAAUCGUGGCCCAUGAAAGGUGUGACGUUGUUUGGUAUGAGGUAUGUAGCUGUGUAUCCCGUACCCGAGAUGUCGCUACCCGUUCUAAGCUUGAGAGGACGUAUGAACAAGUAUAAAAGAUUAAAUUUCGUUUUUUUUUUUUAUGUCUUCACAAUAUAAUGAGUUGCAACUUCAGAGCGAGAAUGUUACUUUGCGCCUAAAUACAAUAUUACAGAUAAUAAAAACUAUGGAAUUAUUUAGAUAUUUUUUUCAGAGAAAUUUGAACUAACGACUAGCUGCAACUUCAGGGCGGUAAUUUUUAUAUUGUGUCAAUUAAUACUAUUAUAAAACUUUUAUAACUUAACCAAUUGAUAUAUAAAAACUUUUUUGUU
Nymphalis io (European peacock) is the source of this 2116-nucleotide messenger RNA. RefSeq names its product guanine nucleotide exchange factor rei-2-like. Gene Ontology annotation, molecular function: protein kinase inhibitor activity. Bases 136 to 1530 code for a protein of 464 amino acids. The transcript has 10 exons. Gene Ontology annotation, biological process: negative regulation of protein tyrosine kinase activity; intracellular signal transduction. Lineage: Eukaryota; Metazoa; Arthropoda; Insecta; Lepidoptera; Nymphalidae. The record is from RefSeq and is a predicted model, not a curated record. Gene Ontology annotation, cellular component: cytoplasm.